This is a messenger RNA of Dufourea novaeangliae, 1223 nucleotides long. Its product is annotated as abscission/NoCut checkpoint regulator. Gene Ontology annotation, biological process: abscission; mitotic cytokinesis checkpoint signaling. The record is from RefSeq and is a predicted model, not a curated record. Bases 20 to 994 code for a protein of 324 amino acids. Lineage: Eukaryota; Metazoa; Arthropoda; Insecta; Hymenoptera; Halictidae. The transcript has 6 exons. Gene Ontology annotation, cellular component: cleavage furrow; midbody; centrosome. Gene Ontology annotation, molecular function: phosphatidylinositol-3-phosphate binding.
CAUAGAGAAUUUAUUCAGCAUGUCUUGUAACAUUUGCCAAACGAAAUUCUCAUUUUUCACUAAAGAAGUUGCUUGUCCAGGCUGUGGUUUCUCAUACUGCGGCAGAUGCCUGAAAUAUAAAUGUGAUAUUUCAGAUAAAGGAGUGAAAAAAGUCUGUGGACGCUGUUAUAACAAAUAUAAUUCUUCAAGGAAAAAAACGCAUUCUGCUAAUGGUAUCACUAUGUCUGAAGAGCAUAAUGAACCUAUGGCUCCGGUGGACAUUACUAAAAAGUUGGACUCUUUGGAAAAUCCAGCAAAGCCACCCAUUGUAAUGUAUAAACACACAAAUCACUGGGACAAGUUUAAGAAAGGUUUAGAGCCUGUGGAUCAAGAGAUAGUAGACAGACUGAGAAAAUUAAAAGGGGAGGAGAAAGCUAUAGCUUUAAGCGUGGAUGAAAUAAAGAGAAGGCUCGCAUUGUUGAAAGAUGAAGAUCCCGAAGCCGGUAACAGCAAGACGGAUAUACAUCGAGUAGACAUUAGGACGGACCAGGAGAAAACAGACGACUUAAUACGGGAGUAUUUGGAGCAACUAAAAUUAUCGUCGGCAACCGAUGCGAAUAAUAAAAUUGAAUCGAGAUUGAGAUCGCUACAGGGUUCGAGCAAUGCCCACAAGAAGCAUUCGAGCGAAACUAUCGACGAUGACGAAGAACACGCAACGAAGAAAUUAAUUGCAAAAGCUCUUGCUGAAGCGGAACUCGAGAAAAAUUAUGAAGAGGAUAUAGACGAACUAGAAAGAAUGGAAGUCGAUGUAGCAAAGCAUAACGACGACGAGGAAGAGGAUGAAGAAGAAAAACCUACUUGCGUGAUGUGCGAUCAAACUAAAAAUUUAGAGAAAUGUUUAGGUUGUUACGGCGAUCUGUAUUGCCCCGCAUGCUUUGAAGAUAAUCACGAUGAUUCUGAGAUGCAAAAGCACAAACGAAUGCCAGCAAUAAGGAGACCUAACCCGGAUUAUUGAGCUUAAUCGAUACAAGCAUUAGAAAGAACUACAGACUCCUCUCGAUUAUCGUCUGGCUUAUUCUACACGAUUAUUAUCCAGGCGUUGUCCCCACUACUGUGAUAGGAGGACAUGAAACCUGUCAAACGCAUACUUUGUUGCCCCUCUGCUUUUGUUCCCGGGACUCGAGCUUCAAGUAAAAAAUGAAUUUACGAGUGUCUGAAGCAUUUCUCCCUAUAAAAGUAUUGUC